Mycosarcoma maydis (corn smut) is the source of this 2943-nucleotide messenger RNA. Its product is annotated as origin recognition complex subunit 1. The record is from RefSeq and is a predicted model, not a curated record. The transcript has a single exon. Gene Ontology annotation, molecular function: ATP binding; DNA replication origin binding; ATP hydrolysis activity. Lineage: Eukaryota; Fungi; Basidiomycota; Ustilaginomycetes; Ustilaginales. Gene Ontology annotation, biological process: mitotic DNA replication checkpoint signaling; DNA replication initiation. The coding region runs from base 1 to 2943 and encodes 980 amino acids. Gene Ontology annotation, cellular component: nuclear origin of replication recognition complex.
AUGCCGCCCGCCAUCACGCCCACCUACUCUUUCCAGCCGAUGGAUCCAGUACCAUCGUCCGAAGCUGGCGCUUCCACGAGCCACUUUCGCGCUUUCACCCGUACAGAACGUCCCAUCGAGACAGUCCCCGAUUCCGAAGGCGAAGAGAUUUCCUCGGACGAUGAGUAUCAAGAUCCACGCCUUCGAAGACCAUCGCCAUCUUCAUCCCAACAGCCCGUCGAGCCCGAGGAGUUUCACAUCGGCGAUGCCGUCUACCUUCCCUCUUCGUACCAAGCGCCGCUGGCCGGCGUCCUCACCCAUCUCUGGACAGAUGCUUCCGAACAGGGCAAGAUCUUUGGCGUAUGUCGACUCCUUCACUGGCCCGAGUGGAUGUCGACCAUGGCCAAAAAGCGCAUGGCCGGCAUCACAAGUCGACACGAGAUCUACUAUACCCACAAAGCCACCUCGCUCACCAAACGUAGAACAAAGACGAGCGCAAGAUCAGGAAAGGAAGGCGACACGUUCGAAGCCGGUCCGUCCCUGCACGACUACUCGUUCGACGUUGACGAGAUCAUCGCCAAGGUGCACAUCCAUUCGAGCCACGCUGAAUGCGCCAAAGCGAUCAAGGAGUCGUCUGCGCUUUCAGCUAUUCAUCCCAACCAGUCCGCCGACCAAACAGCAGCACCUGAUGCAAACACAAACCCAAACUCCAAUGCAAAGAGAAGGCCGACCAAGCCACACACACUGUACAAGAACAAAUCUUUCCCAACCCAUCUUUUCUGUGAACGCGCAGUGGAUCCCAACAGAGAGCUCUUCUGGAGAAUCGAUUGGGCGAGAUUGAUCGAAAAGGGAAAGCUAGGCGCCGGCUGGGAUCUCCACGACGAUUCUUCCGACGUGGCCACAUCGGAAGGUCAGGGCGUCAAGGAUCUCGUGGAGCAAGUGCAGAAAGGCUCGCAGUUAGCUUCGGCUGAAACUGUCGAUUCGCCAUCCGCUUCUCGACGCCCACCACGAGCCUCUGCUUCGUCUGCCGCCGCUUCCGCAAUCGACCUUGACUCUUCCAAGCCCAAUCGUAGUCGUGCCACUGGCACACCAUCGUCCAUAGCCGACCUCAACGACUCGGCACCCAAACGACGACCUGGACGACCACGCAAAGAGGACUCGCUCUCUGCUGGCGUCGAAGCGCGCAAACGCACAUACUCUCGCAAAAAGACAAACGGAUUCGCCUCAGACUCGGAUAUUGUGUCCGACGACUCGUUUCAGAGUGGUGACGAGUUUCAAGUGGAAGACAAUUUGCUGGUGAAAGCGAUGCACCUCGAUACGCCCGAAUCGUCCGACAAUGAAGGGUCGCAAUUCAGCGCUCCACUCAGCGAUGCCGAGCUCGAUGAUGACGACAAUGACAAUUGUGGCAAGACCUUCAAUCUUACGCCUCGCAAGCGCAAGCUCCCGAAAGACGCUCCGCCAAUGACCCCUUCUAAACGACGCGUGCUCUCCACUGUACACAGCAUGUCGCUGGGAUUGGCGAGCCCUGUGAAAGCACAGGCCACGCCUCGAUCCAAAGCGCGAUUGAUGGGCCUCAAAGCGCGCAGUCUGCCUCACCCGACGUUGCCUGCACGACCACCCAAGCUGUCGCUCCUGCCGAGCCAAGAGGCGCAGACGCUCAGUGCGCACGACCGUGCGAAACGGUUGCUGCACGUUGGUGCCACCCCGGACCACCUGCCAUGUCGCGAGGAUCAGUACGAAGAGAUCAUGGCUUGCGUCGAAGAUGCGGUCGAGGAAGGUAUCGGUGGAUGCGUCUACGUCUCAGGCGUUCCCGGUACUGGUAAGACGGCUACGGUACGCGAGGUGAUCCGUGCACUCACGGCUCGAGCCGAACGCAACGAAAUGAACCCUUUCUCGUUUGUCGAGAUCAACGGUAUGAAGCUCGCGGAUGCCUCACAGGCGUACACGUUGCUCUGGUCGGCGAUCUCCGGAGGACAGCGAACGUCGCCCAAGACAGCGCUUGGAUUGUUGAGCUCGCACUUUGCACGCGUGGGUGCCAAGAUGUCUGGAGCAGCUGGUGGAGCCGGUGUAGGCGCAGGUCCUGGUAGAGCAGCCACAGUAGUCUUGAUGGACGAGUUGGAUCAGUUGGUAACGGCGAGGCAGGAUGUGAUGUACAACAUGUUCAAUUGGCCCAACACACGCGGUUCGAGGUUGGUAGUGAUCGCGGUGGCCAACACGAUGGAUUUGCCAGAGAGGACGUUGAAUGCCAAAGUGGCGAGUAGGCUGGGUAUGACCAGGAUCACGUUUAUGCCGUAUACGGAUAGGCAGCUGGUGGAGAUCGUCAAGUCACGGCUGGGCAUUUGCAGCCAAGAGACGGACGACUCGGCGGUGGUGGACAAGGCUAGCAUCGACAAUGGGUGUAGCAAAGUUCUCAGUCUGGACGCGAUCACGUACGUUGGCAAACGCGUUUCCAACGUCUCCGGUGACGCUCGACGCAUGCUCGACGUCUGUCGGCGCUCGAUCGAACUGGUAGAGCUGCAAGCGAAAGUUUGCGGCAGUUUGAUUCCCAAACCCGUCUCGAUUCUCGACAUGAAAUCCGUGCUGGACAGUAUGGUCAAGUCCGGAAAAGUGUCGCACAUCCUGAGUGUUUCUCUGCAUGCGAAAAUGGUGCUACUCAGUCUGCUCUCGUGCCUGAGGAGAAGCGGAUUGGCAGAAGCAGAAUUCGCCGACGUCGUCGCUCACCACACAGCCGUGUGUAGGAUGUACGGCAUAUCGUCGUUUGGCUCAACAGCGAUUGCGCAUGAGCCGGCACUCACCGCGCCACUCGCCACACUGUGCUCACUGGGUCUGGUCGUAUGUGUAGGUCAGGGUGCAGGAACAGGUAGAGCGGCCGGCUUCGCAAGAUUGAUGCUGGCAUGCCAGGAGGACGAGGUCCGAUUGGCGUUCGAACACGACCCGGAUCAACGCUUGCGAAAGAUGCUCUAG